GGAUGGCUGUUCCAACAUUCUUUUGUCACAAGGAGUUUAAUUCAAAGAUGUUUUACUAAGUAGUGUGUUGUUCUAAAGCAAUGUUUGUUUUGCCUCGUAGGGCUAGUGUAUUGUGUCAAAUGUAUGCAAUUAAAUUUGUGAAUGUUUGCUAAUUUCGUAUUAGUAUGAUGACUGUCACUAGUAGAUGCGGAAUUCGAAGGCUCACGAAAUGUCGAUGAUAAUUUCUUGGGAUGUCUUUUAGUGAUACGUGAGUUUGAGAAGAAUGCGUUAUUUUGAAAGCGUUUUUGCCGUGGCUUAUGACAAGAACUAAUUUGAGCGCGAACCUAAACCUGAUAAUCAGGAUCACUGACAAUGUUUAAUAAAAGCGAAUCUUCUAAAUGUAGUUUUUUGGAACAAACGAAAGCGGCUCGUGAAGAACGAGCACAAGAAAAGAAAAGGGAAGCUGCUGCUAUUCUAUUGCAGUCGCACGUGAGAGGAUGGCUUACUAGAAUACGAUUUACGAAAAAAAUUCUGGAUGACUUUGACGUGCUGUUACCUCCAGAGGGAUGCGCAGAACUGCGGCCAUCAGUACAAGUGUAUCAGAAUGCAUCCAGGUUUUUGUUUGUAUGGAAAAAAGAACGAGAUAAAGAACGCUUUGAAAAGUUAUGUAGGUAUUUAGUUUCUAGUCUUGAAAGUGACUCGUUGAAGCUGAGCUAUGUCGGUGUAGCCUUAAAUAAAGAAUAUGCAUUGGCCUGGAUCUCUCAUAUGAAGACCAUCUUAUGGAAAUGCUGCAUUUACUUAGAUGAUCUGCAUCCAGAAUACCCAGCAGAUAUGUGCACAAUGUUGUUGUAUCUGCAUACAUUAGUGGCCUUUACAUCAACUAAUACAUGGUUCAUACUAAAAGCAAAGCAUAUGGAAGUGCUGAAAUCUGGAAUGAAUCAACUUUGUGCCAAUAUUAUGGGACAUUUGUUCAACAAGGGCUUUUAUUUAACAUUAAAGACACUGUUGAUACGAGGUCUUGGACGUUCAAAAGUGACACUGAAACAUGUGUCACUAUCAGCAAUUAUAACAUUAGCACUGCGGCCACUAGUAUCUGCAAAUUUUUCAGAGAAACUGAUGACAAUGUUUUUAAUACAUAUUUUGUGUGUGCCAGGUCUAAUUCUACAUUUGCAGAACCUAGCUCCUGAGUGUGUUUCUGCCAUCAUCAGCCAUGAAAUAUUUGGCAGAAGUUUGGACCUUCUGAAUUUGGAACAGAAUACUAGGAUAGUAUUUAAUGUUCUGGAAGGCAACUAUGCCCUUUGUCUUCUAGCAAAUCUGAUACACCUUGCCUACAUUCAGCGUGAAGAUGCCUUACGAGAACUUUAUUUCCCAAGUUUUACUUUUGUGGUGACUCGACUUUUAGAGAGUUGCCAACAUUAUGUCACGAGCAAGCAGUCAAAUUUAACUCACUGGCAUCCAGUACUAGGCUGGUUCGCACAGGAGACAGACAGUGCAUUAAUGGAGUCGAUACCUCACGUGAGGUCACAGUUGCAACUGUUGUGGUCGAGUCCGAUGGUGUCUGCACUGCUGGGGCACGUUCUAGAAGAAGCAGAGCCACCGGAAAGCUCUGACGGUGUAACACAGGCAGUCGGUGGGACUGGGCUACUGAGGCGGGCACUGCUCGAGCACCGUGGGGCCUGCCACUCUGCCGGCCGAAACCGCCUCGGCAGUGCAGAAUGCUCCAAAGUUGCACUGGUCUGCUCCCUCUACCAGACUGCUCUUGCGACUCUUACCCAGCUGAGACUGGAAGUUCUUACAGGUUUGUGCUAUCAGGAUAAGAUUUUAUUCAGCCUUUGGCAGUUCAUUUGCAGUUUAGGUCCUAACUGUGGCUUGAAGUCUUUCCUGGACCUCCUCACAGUUAAUACAAAGUGUAAUGCUCCAGAGUUUCAGAUGUUGAUUCUCUUCUGCGAUUGCAUGACACAUUAUGUGACAAUUCUUGAUGACCUGGAAAUGUAUGAGCAACAGAAACCUUUCCGGCUGACAGAUUUUGUUGUUAUGUGCAGCUUUCUUAACAACUUUUUGUACAAAGCUAUUCUUGGAAAUCUAUUUGAUGUCAAAAAUCUAAAUGGCAACCAGCUUUUCCAAAUGGCUCAUACCUUGUUAACGGUGCUGUACCGGAGAGACUGCAGACGGAACUAUACUCCUGACAACCACUGGCUGAUUAAAGAACUGCGGGUCGGUUCAUUUGUGAACGAUUUGGAAAAAGGAAAGAAAACUACUCAGGUCCUUCUCCAGAAGAUGCCACACAUUAUCCCACAUGAUGAGAGAGUACAAUUGUUCCGCAAAUAUGUGGCAAAUGAAAAGGCUGUGUUAGGUCUUACAGAAUCUGCUUGUGCAUCACCACAGGCUACAUUAAUUACAAUUCAUCGAUCUCGAAUUGUUGAGGAUGGAUACAGGCAGCUUGCUAUGCUUCCAUCGCAAGCACUGAAAGGAGUUAUAAGAGUACGUUUUAUCAAUGCACAGGGUUUAGAUGAGGCUGGAAUUGACCAAGAUGGAGUGUUCAAAGAAUUUCUUGAGGAAACCAUUAAACGCGUUUUUGAUCCCUCUCUCAACCUUUUUCGUGUUACGAGUGAGGAGCGCCUCUAUCCAUCUCCUACGUCUUACAUGCAGGAUAAUCACCUGCAACUGUUUGAGUUUGUGGGGAGAAUGCUUGGCAAGGCAGUAUAUGAGGGAAUUGUUGUAGAUGUCCCAUUUGCAUCUUUCUUCCUGAGUCAGUUACUGGGGCAGCAGAAUCAAGUUCUUUAUAGCUCAAUGGAUGAGUUGCCGUCACUUGAUCGUGAGUUGUACAGAAGCUUGACAUUUAUCAAACAUCACCAGGGUGAUGUCCAGGAGCUAGAUUUAACAUUCUCAGUAGAUGAAGACUGCCUUGGGAGGCUGGUGACCCACGAAUUAAUUCCUGGAGGAAAAGCCGUGCCUGUGACUAAUGAGAACAAAAUAAAUUACAUACACUUGAUGGCACACUUUCGUAUGCACACACAAAUUAAGGACCAGACAGCUGCAUUUAUUCGUGGAUUUCGGUCAAUUAUCAAUCCAGAGUGGCUCUCACUGUUUUCGACUCCUGAGCUACAAAGGUUGAUCUCAGGUGACAAUGUACCGUUAGAUCUUAAAGAUCUUCGGAAACAUACACAGUAUUAUGGGGGCUUCCAUGAUUCCCAUAGAGUUGUCUGCUGGUUGUGGGAUAUUUUGGAAAAAGACUUUACAAAUGAAGAAAGGAAGCUGUUUUUGAAGUUUGUAACAAGUUGCUCAAAGCCGCCUCUACUUGGGUUUGCUCAUUUGGAACCUCCGUUCUCAAUACGUUGUGUCGAGGUUGGUGACGAUGAGGACACUGGCGAUACUAUUGGUAGUGUUAUUCGGGGCUUUUUCACCAUAAGGAAGAAGGAUCCACAAAAUCGCCUCCCGACUUCAUCUACGUGCUUCAAUCUCUUGAAGUUACCAAACUAUCAGAAGAAAAGUACACUGCGAGAGAAACUGAGAUAUGCAGUUUCUAGUAAUACAGGAUUUGAACUGUCUUAAAUUAGACUGAAUCAGACUACAGGCAUGAGAUACUACAGAGACUUCCUCCAGAGGCUACUAUUUUAAUUUAAAAUGUAAAUAUUUGUGGAAACAUCAAAUAGAUGAAAACAUAAGUAAUUUAACACUGUAAAUAUGUUUGUAGAUAUCCUGUUUAUAUUUAGCUUAAAUGUGAAUUACCAUUUCAUAAGAUAAUUUUAGUUUUGCAGUCAGUGUUAUGUGGCCAGCAUUUUUAUUGUUGUAUUUGUUACUGUUCUUUCUUCCAAAGAUUUGCUCAUUUGUAAAUUGCUGGAUUACUACAUAUUGUUUCAGUAUGCUAACUCACUCAAGGUAGAACUAAUUGAAUAACGUUGUUGUUAUUGUUGUUACUGUUGUUGGAUCUUCAGUCCAAAGACUACUUUGAUGCAGCUCUCCAUUCUACUCUGUCCUGUGCAAGCCUUUAUCUCUCUGAAUAACUACUGCAGUGCACGUCUUGUUGAACCUCCUCACUGUAUUCAUUUGUUGGUCUCUCUCUCUAAAAUUCUUACUCCUCAUACUUCCCUCCAAUCCUAAAUCCAAAAUCCCUCAAUAUCUCAGAAUUUGUCUUAUCAACCAUCCCUUUUUUUAGUUAAGUUGUGCCAGAAAUUUCUUUUCUUCCCAGUUCAGUACCUCCUUAUUAGUUACAUGUACUACCAGUCAGAUUGUCAGCAUUCUUCUGUAGCAUCCCAUUUCUAAAGCUUGUAUUGUCUUCUUGUAUGAGCUGUUUAUCAUCCACAUUUGACUUUCACACAAGACUACACUCCAGACAAAUACCUUCAUAAAAUAUUUUGCAACACUUAAAUUUAUAUUCACUGUUAACAAAUUUCUCUUCUUCAGAAACACUUUGCCAGUCUACAUGUUGUAUGCUCUACACUUUGACCACAUCAGUUAUUUAAGUCCCCAAAUAGGAAAACUCAUCUACUACUUUUAGUGUCCUAUUUCCUAAUCUGAUUCCCCAGCAUCACCUGAUUUAAUUUGACUGCAUUCCAUUACCCUUUGUUUGCUUUUGUUAAUGUUCAUCUUAUAUCAUCUUUCAAAACACUGCCCAUCCCACUCAACUGCACUUACUAGGCCUUUGUUUUCCCUGACAGAAUUACAGUGUCAACAGCAAACCUCAAAGUUGUUAUUUCUUCUCCCUGAAAUUUAAUGCCUUCUGCGAAUGUUUCUUUGGUUUCCCCCUUACUGCUUGCUCAAUGUACAGAUUGAAUGUCAGGGAUAGGCUACAAACCUGUUUCACUCCCUUUUCAGUCACUGCUUCCCUUUUAUGGCUCUUGACUCUCAUAACUGCUGUCUGGUUUGUGUACAAGUUGUAAAUAACAUUUUGUUCCAUGUAUUUUAUCCCUGCUACCUUAAGAUUUCAAGUAUAAAUCACUAACACAAAAAACCAAGAUUACAUGCACUGCUUGUGUGCAUAUGUAUGUGCUGUAUUAGAUCAAGCAAACUAUGCUUCUCAAAAUGACAGUGAUGCAGCUGGUAACCUCUUCAGUAGCAGAAUAGCUGAAAUGCUCUUUUUCCUUAUUCUCUUAUACUUAAUACUGGAAAGAAGAAUAAUACAGAAUGUAAAAGGUUAUGCUGAGUGUUCCAUAUUUCACUUGGCUUAAGUACUACAAAAUUUCAUCACAUUCCUCACAGGUCACACACAUUUCACUUUGUUGUGCAGUAGAUCAGUGCAUCUGUGAUUUCCCCAGGAUGUUGUGAUUGUUUGCUGGAAACAUUUUAAUUUCAUUAAAUAGAGGAUUCUCAAGAGUAACAACAUAAUUAUGAGAUGUUAGGAGUGAAUACAUGCAGCAUGCACAUUCCGAAAGCAUGCACAUUCUGAAAACACAGUUCUUUCUGUGGCAGUAAGUCAUAAUUUCCUCUCAACACUUCCAUGUAUUUUUCAUUAAGUUUUCCUUUUGAAUUGAUCAUUCUUCAGUUCAGUGUAUCAGUAAACAUGAAAUUUAAACUGUACAGAUAACAGUUAAUUAAUGAAAAUGUCUAUAUUCAGAAAAUACUACUUGAUUUCAUUAAAAAGCACCAUCAUUGCAGUGACCAAUCUUUAAAAAUGGAAAACAAACAGUCUCAACCACAGAAACAUUUAUUCUGAUGGUAACCAGUUUCGAUCACUCUCUGACCAUCUUCAGACCCUCAUACUGUAAUGGUAGGUGGUAGUGGUGAUUGAAGCAGAUGUUAUGCUUCCACAAAUGUUUUUUUCCAUUUUUAAAGUACUUUUAGCCAGACUGCUGUUUCUCCAAGGGAAAUGCUGUCAUAAACUAUGAAUUAUCACGCUUUUAAUAAAUCUGCGAAUUUUGGAACACUGUGCUUCUUUUGUAUUCGUUCUUAAAAAGAGAGGACAGCUGCAGUAGAUUAAUGAUGGGGAAGUUAUUACAGAAUGCUGCAACAGAUUGUGAAUCUAAUUCUUCAUCAGUAGUUUUCACUCUACUGCGGCUGCAUAUUUUGUUACCUAUUUUGUUCUUGUUAUUUGUUACAAUGUGUGCAGUGGAUGGGAAGAAUUACGCAAGUAGAACCUAUUGGGUACACUUUUAUUGUAAAUAAAACUGAUAUGUAAAUGCAGUUUGCUCCAAGUUAUAGUCAUUAAAAUGCUAUGUCCAAUUUUAAGAUUUAGUUCACAACUUUCUUGGACAUGACUUGAGGAUCUUAUAUGUGUCUUUAAAAGCUCGAAGGUAGCAGCUCACUGGUUGCCCCUUCUUCUCAAUCAUGUGAGAUGUAGCUGUACAUCUUAAUUCCUGUAGCAUUUUCCUACAUUUAUCAACACUGAAUCAAAUCUAAUGCACAUUCCUCCACUCCUGUUGGCCAGAUCAAAUCCAGCAGGUAUCUCAAAGAGUUGAGUAUAUUAAAGUGAAGAGCGAUGAAAGGCUGGUCUCACCACUGUCAUUUCCGUGCCUCUGGAAUGCUGAAGGUGAUGGCUGUACACACUGUCGUCCUAUUGAAUUUUUAUCAGUUUCAGAAUGUAUGGAGGGUAGAGUGGGUAGGAAGUUCAGCACAGUCACUAUUGGUGUUACAAUACAUUAAUAAGGCAUGAAUGUUUAGGCGUUACUGCUAAAAAGCUGCUUCUUAAUUUUGGAUGUAUAUUGUCUCAGGUUUUGUUUUUGGCUGUAUUGUUUUGAAGAUUGUUCUUACUUCCAGAUAUUUUGGACUGUGCUUUGUCCAUGAAGAAUUCACCCACUGUUUACCAUGUUAUUAUAUACAAUUGGUCUUUAAGGAUUUUGUUGUAAUGAAUUUUAUGUCAAUAUUUAUUCAUUUUUUUCCCCAUCUGAUGUUACUGAUACCCCAGUUUCCAAGAAGCUGUGGACAUAGCGAAUGGGAGUGAUUUCAUCAAUAUUUAUUAAUUUCCCGGUCAUGUGAUUUUAAGCUGACAAGUCUCGGUGUCUGUGCAAACCCUAGGAAGAGUCUGUUCCCCAGAUAUGUUAAUUAAGACAGUAGAUUUCAAAUAGGAACAACUAUGACUAACAUUAUCGAGCCUUGGCAGACGGCGUCAUUGGCAGCCCUGAGAUAUGAGAAUUGUUCAAUUUCAUCGCCAUCUUCACAAAGCUAUUUUGACCUGAGUUACUAAUGCAAUUUCUUCCAGUUGUAAAUAAAGCUUUUCCAAAGUAGUGGAAGUCCUUUUACGUGUCACUUGCAUGUGCAAGUGACACGUAAAAGGCACAGGUACUGCUAUCACCUCAGUGUUGGUGCAGUAUAUUUUUUCUCUCUGAGAUCUUUGAGAGGAAAAUAAUUGACCAUUCUGACAGUGCAAAUUGAUCUGUAUGAAAUGCUGCCAAUGCUGCUGUCUUGCCAAGCUUUAAUAUAUUGAUUAUGCCUGCAAUCUUUUCUGGUGGGUAUGGACUGUAUAAUUUAAAGGUUACUUGUACAGUUGAAAAUUAUGACUUUUCCCGGUGGUAGUUAUAAUAUAUUUUUCUUUUCUAUGCUUUUCUUCACAGUUUCAUCCGUGUAGCUUUUUCAUUUUGGAUCUGAUCAUGUUUCACCUGAUUUCCAGUAUUCUGGCUAGUCCCUAAUUCUUCCUCACCAGACUGAACUUUGCAUUAAAACAACAGUCUAGGUCACUGUUAUGUGCAGUAUUAUGAUGGAGACAGCUGUUUUAACCCAGCAGUAUCACCAAAUCACUGACCAUAUUGUCCAAAUUUAUAGAAUGAACAUUGUUGAGUAGUCUUCGUUUCCUCCAGAGGCUUCUAAUUUCAUAAGUCUCUUUCACUAGCUUCAUCGCAGAUCAAACUGUAUUCUUUCUGUAGACACCUUGGGGCACAUUGAGUUGUCACAGAUUUGAUGCUAGAAAGCAUUACUUUUUCAGAGGAGAUCGCUGUUGACUUAUUAAGUUUGAUAAUUAUUAUCUACAAACAUAAAAUCCUUCAUAAGUUACUGCUGUCAACUAGUAAACUAAUAACACUAUUAUUUUUUACUAAGACCUUUUAAUCAAUAUUUCAGUUCUUGCUGUAUUCAUUCUUCUACCUCAUUGCCCACAUUUGUUUCAUAUGUUCUUAUCCCUGUUUAUAGAGCUGUUGUAUGUUAUGAGGCUGUCUUCAUUUUCUUUGUUGUUCAUCCCUGAAGACCACUCUUUGAAUUUUGUUCCUAAAUAAAUUACGUAUGUCCAGUAUGUUGACGUUUGCUCAUUUGAGGUCAUUUAGUGUCUAUGUGAACCAUGCUGGUUGUCCUUGCAGCUUCAUUAUUUUACUAAAGAUUUGCUUUAUCAGUCCAUCAUUGCCCAUUCUAGCCAAAUGUCCAAAGAACAAUAUCCGUGAUUUGCGCAUUAUGUGUAUUAUUCUCUCUACGUGUUCAUAUAUUUUUUGUUCAGUUGUGCCCUUUUGUAUUCUAUUUUUGUUGUCCUUGGGCCAAGUAUGCUUCUGACCAGUCUUCUUUCUAUCUUCAUAAUUUUGUUUAUGCGACCUUCCCACACUAGUUUUAGUGUUUUACCACAACAUGGAGCAUCAGGUUCACUACUGUAAUGUAAUGUUUAAUUUUGGAGUCCCAUAAUGAAGCUUUCUUCUUUUAUAUGUUUCUUGUGUUCUGAAAUGUAGUGUUCAUCGUAUUUGCUCUUAUCUCUAGACUGUCCUAAUCAUUGUUCAUGCUUAGCUACUCACCUAAACAUUUGUAUGAGCUGAUUUUGUUGGUUUUGUUUUGAUUUAUGAGUAAUUUCUGUGGAAAAUUUUUAACUUUUGUGUUUGUGUUGCCUUUCUGUCUUUGGGAGAGAAAUUUGUAAACCGCUUUUUCUACUUGCAUAAUUAGAUUUUCUGCCUCGAUUUUGCCAUUUUUUGGUCUGUCUCUUCUCAAGGCAAUAUCAUCUGUGAAUGCCAGACAGUGUAAAAAGACUUUGCUUUCCCAAUUUGGAUUUUCUCCACACUCCAAUAUCUUCGUAAGGGUGCACAAAGUUUUUGGAGUAUUCUCCACUGAACUGAUGAAGUAUUUGUUAAUGUGUCUCAGAUAAUUUUUGUCGUUCUUAGAUCCAAACCAAAUUCUUUCAUAAUAUUGACGAGUGAUUUUCUGUCAGUGAAACUAUAUGCUUUCUUAAAAUCUACCAAAUGUAACUGUUGUAUCUUUGUUUCUCAGUUGUCUCAUUUGCAGAAUAAUUUUUAGAUUCUGGAUUUGUUUGCUAUAUGACAUAUUUUUUCCUGAAAAAAACAUUAUUAUUGACAACAAAAUGUAUUGUACUACUUGACAGCCACGAAUUACAAUGCACUUUAUGCUGUUUGAUAUUGUAGGCUUAAUAUUCCCUUGUAAGCUGUUGUAAAUCCCUUUGUGAUACCUGAUGAUGAACGGAGGGUUGAAACCAGUCAUAAUACAGAAUUUUUUUAUCAACAGCUCUUGACGACAGAAUUAAAAACUUUUUUUUUCCCCUUACAUUUGUAUCUUCGGAGUAUGCGGCAACUGCUGCAGUAUCUUCUGGUGGCAUAUAGUGUGGUAGAAUGGGAUGAAAUGGAGAAUACCUGGUAAUACGUAUUGUUUUGUGCAGCUUGACUGAUUUUUUUGCAGAAAUUUUUAUUGAUUGUGAUUGUGAAGACAGUAUGUUCUGAUAUUCACUACAGGCUUAAGAGUAGUCAUGUCAUUCAGUUCUGUUCUGUUCUCAACUGCUGCAACUACUGGCCACUAGCUUGAAUCACACAAUUGUACCUCUGAUAUAUAACUAAAGGUUGGACCUUGGUUUCUUGAUUUAAAAUAACAAUAACACUAUAUUCAUUCAGAACUCCAGAAAAAUAUAUACACUUUCUUCUAGUUAGCCUCUUGGUCUGAAAUUCAUAGAUCUUGGUUGCAUUUGGCAGCCUUGUCUGUUAAGAAUUUCUCUUGGAGUUUUUCUCCCCUGUACAUUUCCCACAAGAUCAUUUUCAAGAGGUCUAUUACUCAUUUAUUGUGAUGCACAGUGCAUAUACAGUGUUUAUGAAUAGCUGCAGAAUUGUUUUGUGUUGUGAACAGGGUGAAAAUUCAGAGAAGUCUUUACCCUUACUAUUUGUACUUUCUGUUUCCACUAUUCUUUCGCUACAGAGGAAAAAUCUUCUAUUCUGCAAGUCAUGAAGAGUAAUUACAAAAUCGUAAGUCUAUUAUGUAACAAUAUAAUGGAAAGGGUAGUUGCUAUUCUCAAUAAAGCGGAAAUGCCGUGCAGAAAGGCACAACAAAAAGACUGUCGGAAUGUUAACUUUCGGCCAACGAGGCCUUUGCCAGAAAUAGACAACAGACACACAUUUGUGCAAAUGCAACUCACACACAUGUGACCACAGCCUCUGGCAUCUGGCUCCAGCCGUCUAUUUUUGACAAAGGGCUCGUGGCCGAAAGCUAACUUUCUGACAGUCUUUUUGUUGUGCCUUUCUGUGACUCAGCAUCUCUGCUUUAUGGUGAGUAGCAACUAUCCUUUUCAUUAUACUGUUACAUUCCUUCUUAGAUUUUCCGUUGUUUAAGUCUAUUAUGUAGUGCAGAAUACAAUUUUGACUGAUAAUUUGUACCAGUAUUUGCAUAACAGAAGUUAAUCAUUUAACAAAUAACCACAUUAAAAGUUGCUUUAAUUUUUAUCUUUGGUUUUUUACUCAUAUUUUUAGAUUUUAAAAGGUAUUUGACAUGAAACAUUUGAGGACCAAAACACUGUUUCUCUAGUGUGUAAUACAUUUUACUUGUUGUGUUGUUUUGCAAUGAAGUCCUGAAACUAUACAUGGAAGAACUUUGUAAAUGAGCAGUUCGUUUGCUUGCAGAAGCCACAGAGGACCUUAUGUGUAGACAUCAAUUUUAGGAAAUAUAAACAUUAAAUCUUCAAAAUAAUUUACUUUGCUCUGAACUGUUAUCAAUUCAGAGGAAAAAUAAAUUUUAUUGCUUACAAAUCAAUAUUUUCAAAACACACAUUUUUAGCAUAUUUUUUAAGACAGGCAUUUUGUAACUAUCAGUCUUAUCAUUUAAGUUUUACAAAUUAAUUUGGUUAUUAGAUAUGACUGCUGCAUAUUGUAACUAUCAAAUAUUACUGUAAACUUAUCUUAGAAUUGUGAUAAAAAAAUGUUUUAUCAAUGAUCUUUUUUUCUGCAAUGUAAAAGAUAUAUUUUGAAAUGCUCUAUAAAAUGUGAAACUAGCUGUGAUAUGGUAUUUUAAACUAGAUUCUAAAAUAAAAUGUAGUUUUGUCAAGAAAGGACAAUGUGUAAGAAAAAACCUUUGUACAUGAUAUGUAAGACUGCUUUGGAAUUUUACAAGUCACUCUUACAUGUUUUUCAGUAAAUUUUGAGUUUGUUUUUAUAUGUAUUUCUGAUAGACAGGGACAGGUAUUUUAAAAUAUGGAAUGGAAUUUAUUACACUGAUACCACAAAAUAUGCAAGAUAUAUCAGUUGUAUUGUUGUCCUAACUGUUCCAAGGUUUUGGCAGUCAUGUACACAGAAAUGUGUGAAGUAUUUGAGACAAUGGACAAAAUGCCCUUUUCACCAUCAUGCAAUGUGCCUAGUUUAAGUUCAAAGGGAAAAUUUGAAAUACCCUAAAUGCGCAAAAUAAUGUCUGUGCAGACUGUCAAAAUUAUUUUCCUAAAUAUGUUAUUACCAUAAUGAUUGUAUAAAAUUACAAAUGGAUAAUUGUUCCAAAGACUUUUGUAGGUUGUAUGUUGAUUGUAUUUUGGAAUAAUUAUGCAAUUGAUGCAUGUA
This is a messenger RNA of Schistocerca cancellata (South American locust), 11639 nucleotides long. Its product is annotated as ubiquitin-protein ligase E3B. NCBI's taxonomy places the organism in Eukaryota, Metazoa, Arthropoda, Insecta, Orthoptera, Acrididae. Bases 352 to 3531 code for a protein of 1059 amino acids. Gene Ontology annotation, molecular function: ubiquitin protein ligase activity; protein binding. The transcript is spliced from 17 exons. Gene Ontology annotation, biological process: protein polyubiquitination; ubiquitin-dependent protein catabolic process. The record is from RefSeq and is a predicted model, not a curated record.